Molecule: messenger RNA, 2001 nt
Organism: Mytilus californianus (California mussel)
Lineage: Eukaryota; Metazoa; Mollusca; Bivalvia; Mytilida; Mytilidae
Product: CXXC-type zinc finger protein 1-like
Exons: 16
Coding region: 236-1882 (548 amino acids)
Biological process (GO): positive regulation of DNA-templated transcription
Cellular component (GO): Set1C/COMPASS complex
Molecular function (GO): zinc ion binding; DNA binding
Source: RefSeq, a predicted model, not a curated record
GAUAUUUUUUAUUUCAGUCUAAAAUCUUUCUCAAGACAGCAAGAAGGAUGACGUUUUACACAUUGAGAGACUUGGCUUGAUAUUUUUUUGUUGUAUAUUCUCAUUAUGUCAGAGUCUGAAGCCAGUGGAAUGUCUUUUUGAUAGGAGAGUGGAUAACUAAAGACAGCAAGGUGACAUAGCUCAGAAGUUUUUACUUCCAGAAAGACAAGUUAAAGUAAAUCAGUUGGUAAACAGAAUGGACGAUGAAGGAGGUGUUAUAUACUGUAUAUGUAGAUCAUCAGACUGCUCAAGGUUUAUGAUUGGUUGUGACCAGUGUGAAGAAUGGUACCAUGGAGAUUGUAUAGGUGUUACAGAACAUGAUGCUAAAUCAAUCAAAGCCUUUUUCUGUCACUUCUGUCGAGAAAAAGAUCCUUCAUUACAAGUUAAAUACAAAAAAAAGAAGAUAAAGGAUGUAGAAUAUGUACCGACUACAGACAGAGAAAGUAGACAGAAAGAAAAGGAGUCUGCAAAGAGGAAAUCAACAAGAAGAUGUGGGGAAUGUGUUAACUGUCAUAAAACAGAGGAUUGUGGGAGAUGUGAUUUUUGCAAGGACAUGAAAAAGUUUGGUGGAAUGAAUAGAAUUCGACAGAAAUGUCGCCUUCGUCAGUGUAUUAAUUUUGGAUUAAACAUGUCAAAUAGUGGUAAAAAACUGGGAAAAUCAGCAACGAGAACAGUGGUUGCUGAAACAGAAUCAACAAGAACAGAAUAUCCUGCUGGAAAUAUGUCAAAUGAUGAUUUUGAUAUGGAUGAUGAAGACAUAGAUGUAGAUGAUUAUGUACCACCAAUGGAAAUGUCAGAAAAUGAACAACCAAGAAAGAAAAGAGGCAGAAAAAGAAGCUCUUCUGAGUCAACACCAUCUCCAAAGAAAAAGUAUAAAAAGAGAGGACGCAAGGAGAAAGAAAAGAAAACAAAAGAUAAGAGUUCAUCAGUUCAUCAUCACAAAAAAAAUCGUCAUAUGGAGAUUGAAGAUGUACGAGAACAACACCAUGAUGAAGAUGAGCCAAAACAGUGCUAUGGACCUGGUUGUAUAGAGGCAGCAAGACCUCACUCUAAAUACUGCUCAGAUAAUUGUGGAAUGAAAUUAGCUAAAAGUCGUAUAUAUGAAUUAUUACCUCCAAAGAUACAGCAGUGGCAGAAUAGCCCUUCUAUAUCAGAAGAAAAUAAUAAACGGUCACUGGAGAAGAUUCGCCGUCAGCAGUUAGAAACUAGAAAGAGAAUUGGAGAACUUGAUCUCAGGCAUCAAGAAUUAGAUGCUAUUGUUGAAAGGGCAAGACAUGCUAUUAUUAAUGAACAAGAUCCAACUGAAGAGGAUGACACAGAGUUAAGUGUUUAUUGUGUUACAUGUGGUGUAGAGCUUAAUCAGAAAGGAGCCUUACGUCAUAUGGAAAAAUGCUUUGCCAAGUUUGAAGCCCAGACAUCAUUUGGAUCUAUAUACAAGACAAGGAUAGAAGGCAAUUCUAUGUUUUGUGACUUCUACAAUAUUCAGCAAAAAGUGUAUUGUAAAAGGCUUAAAGUAUUAUGCCCAGAACAUACCAAGGAACCCAAGGUAGGUACAGAAGAAGUUUGUGGUUGUCCCAUAGUCACCAAUGUGUUUGAAGAAACUGGUGAAUUCUGUAGGGCAGCGAAAAGAAAAUGUAAUAAACAUCUAUGUUGGGAAAAGUUACAUCGAGCAGAGAUUGACAUGGAGAGAGUUAGACAGUGGUUGAAGUUGGAUGAGCUGUUUGAACAAGAGAGAAACAUCAGAGUUGCCAUGUCUAAUCGUGUUGGUGUUCUUGGUUUAAUGUUACACCAGACAAUUGACCAUGAUCCAUUGAACCCAAUCAAAGUACCCACAAUGCAAUAAAACAUUAUGUGUCAUAAAUGAAGUCAUAUUGUCAAAUGAAACCCAUUUCUUGUUGUAUAUAAAUAAAGUUUGUUAUGUUGUAGAUUAUUAUACAAUAUAUAAAAAAAAUUAUUAUGAAA